AUGUCACCUUGUUUCGCUGUGAGCACACAGUGGAACAUACUGCAUCAGUUGGAACAUACUGCAUCUAUGAGGGAUCUUAAAACUUGUCUAAGACUAACUGAUAAUUCUCUUUUCCAGCUCCUUAUCCUCCUUACUCUGGCUGCUGUCGUUGCAGCUGACAGCCGUGAGUCCUACGAAUACCUCGCGCCUCAGCGUUCCAAUGAAGCUUCUUCUGAGUCGUACGAAUACCUGCCACCUCAGCAUUCCGAUGAAGCUUCUGCUGAGUCCUUCGAAUCUUCUGAAGCUAAGUACAGCUUCAACUGGGCCGUGAGCGAUGACUCCUCAAGCAACGAGUUCGGCCACCAGGAGGUCCGUGACGGCGACCACACCCAGGGAUCCUACUACGUGCAGCUCCCCGACGGCCGCCUGCAGACCGUCAAGUACUUCGUGGACGGCGACUCCGGCUACGUGGCUGAGGUCAACUACGAGGGCGAGGCUCGUUACCCCGACUCCUACGAGUCCUUUGAGUCUGAGUCCGCUGAGUCAGCUGAGUCACGCGAAUACAGACCACCCAGGCCUCAGUACGUCUACGACUCCAACGAGUCUAGGUAAAUCCUGAUCAGAGCAUUUUUUUUCUCAUACCAUUGUACGAUGCUCUCUAUUUAUCUUCUCUAUUUAUCAGUGUAAAAGAAAUAAAUUAAUGUUAUGCAAUACUGUUUUAUUUCGCUUUUUUUUUUGCAGAUAAACAUAUAAACAUAUACAUAACUGCAAAAAUAUAAACAUUUCACGUGAAUACCAUAUGCAGAACUCCAAUGCUGCGAAGAAUAUGCCUAGCAUUUUCAAAUGAACAUAAAUAAAAAAAAAAAAAAAAAAAGGAAGUGAGAAUGAAUGAGAGAAAUAAGGACCGAGAGAGAAAAUUAAUAUGAAAGCAAAUUGAUUAAUGAAUUAAUGAUUUACAGAGAGAAAAGAGAGGAGGACUUAGACCCAAGAGAAUAAUUAGAAUGAGGGAAUGAAUAGAUGAAAGAGAAAGAAAAACGGCAGAAAGAGAAACAAAGUAAAUAAAUGAUAGAGUGAGAAAGAAUGUUGUAUAAGGUUCUGAAGAGAAAUGAUAAAGACAGGCUUAGAGUUAUGGAGUGCCUCCUAAGACGGCAUCAGGGCCCUUGCGAUUUUCCCCAAAUUUGAAUCUAUUAUGACAGCGGCACUUUAAAGGGGGGGGGGAUGCGUCACUAACAAUUUAAUGAUUGAUUUUGUACAUUAUGAGCUCCCAAAGACAAAAUGUUAACCCCGAAAAAAAAGAAAAGAAAAAUACAUCUUUUUAAAAUAGGCUGUAGCUAUAAUAACUAUAGAGUUAAAGGAAUGUUCAAACAGAGAGUCAGAGAGAGAAAGAAAGUGACAGACAACGAGAGGGAGACAAAGUGAUAGAAGGACAGACAGUAAGAGAUAGAAAGACAGAAAGUAAGAGACAG
Molecule: messenger RNA, 1445 nt
Organism: Penaeus monodon (black tiger shrimp)
Lineage: Eukaryota; Metazoa; Arthropoda; Malacostraca; Decapoda; Penaeidae
Product: pro-resilin-like
Exons: 4
Coding region: 1-591 (196 amino acids)
Cellular component (GO): extracellular matrix
Source: RefSeq, a predicted model, not a curated record